UGCGUGCAGAGGCUCCUUCAUUUUCACUUUGUCAAUAUACUAUAUUGAACAGCUGAGUCUAUGGAGCAAGUUGUGACUAGAGAGUUUUAGAAAUGUAUAGUUGAGGCUUAUGUGUAAAUUUGAUAUUUAAUAUUUUGAGUGACAUUCCAUUUCAUUCAUUAGAAUGAAAAGUUCCUGAGGGUAGGAAGUUUCCCUUUUGCCUUAGUAUCUCCAACAGUCUGCACAAUUCUUAGGAUGUAUUGAGACAACAGAGACUCCAUAGAAGAAAAAGGACCAACCAGAGUAGAAUGUGGGAAAGGGACAGAACCAGGAGAAAUUAGCAGAGGAGAUUCCAAAAGAAAAAAGAGGGGGGUGGGACCGGAGAGGAGAAAGGAGAAAGGAGGCGGGAGCUCUGGGGUGGGGCUGCGCAGGCGCGAUGGGGGCGCGCGAAAGGUAAAAGGUCAGACGCGCGCAAGUGUCAUGGCGGCCCCCACUCUGGCGCUGGCCUGGGCCCCCAUCCUCCGUGGCGGCCACAAUUGCUGCCUUCGGGGUCACGCACCCCUUGGUCUGAGCGCCCCCAGGAAGGGGUUCCCGGCGGUCCUGGGACGAAGAGCGACCGCGUCCAGCCGGACAGAAGUCCCUGGCAAUGACCGGUACUGUGUGGAGUUGCUCCGGAAAAGAGACUAUGAAGGAUAUUUAUGUUGCCUGUUACUGCCUACUGAAGCCCGAAGCUCUGCUUUUGCUUUGAGAGCCUUCAAUGCGGAAUUGGCUCAGGUUAAAGACUCAAUCUCUCAGAAAACAAUUGGUCAGAUGCGAAUGCAGUUUUGGAGGAAAGCUGUGGAAGAUAUGUAUUCUGACAAUCCGCCCCAUCAGCCAGUGGCCAUUGAAUUAUGGAAGGCAGUCAAGAGGCAUAAUCUAACUAAAAGAUGGCUUGUGAAAAUAAUUGAUGAAAGAGAAAAAAAUUUGGAUGACAAAGCAUAUCGAAACAUCCAAGAACUAGAAGCAUAUGCUGAAAACACGCAAAGUUCUCUUCUUUAUUUGACCCUAGAAGUAUUGGGUGUAAGGAACGUCCAUGCAGACCAUGCUGCAAGUCAUAUUGGGAAAGCACAAGGCAUCAUUACCUGCUUGAGAGCAACUCCCUAUCAUAGUAGUAGACGAAAAGUAUUUCUCCCCAUGGAUAUUUGCAUGCUGCAUGGUGUUUCACAAGAAGAUUUUUUACGCAAGAAUCAAGAUAAAAAUGUGAGGGAUGUAAUUUAUGACAUUGCCAGCCAGGGACAUCUUCAUUUAAUACAUGCCAGAUCCUUCCAGAAGAGUGUUCCUGUGAAAGCAUUUCCUGCUUUUCUUCAGACAGUUGCAUUAGAGGACUAUUUGGAAAAAAUUCAAAAAGUGGAUUUUGAUGUAUUCCACCCACGAUUACAGCAGAAGAAUCCUUUAUUAGCACUGCAUCUCUAUAUUCGAUCUUGGAAAAAAACAUAUUAAAAUCAAUUUUUAGUAAUGAGA
Messenger RNA from Monodelphis domestica (gray short-tailed opossum), 1479 nucleotides. RefSeq names its product NADH:ubiquinone oxidoreductase complex assembly factor 6 (gene NDUFAF6). NCBI's taxonomy places the organism in Eukaryota, Metazoa, Chordata, Mammalia, Didelphimorphia, Didelphidae. Gene Ontology annotation, biological process: mitochondrial respiratory chain complex I assembly; biosynthetic process. The record is from RefSeq and is a predicted model, not a curated record. Gene Ontology annotation, cellular component: mitochondrion.